UGGCUCGGGCUCCUUGACUCUAAUAAGGGCCUUCGAGGGACCGGCAGUGCCCUGAUGGUUUCUUGAACGGGCGGCCAGAGUCAAGGAAUCAUCAGAGGAUAAAACAUACAGCCCAGGAUCACAAACACUUGUUUGGUCCAUAUCAACUCCAGACGACAUCUCUCCCUCUCCGCCAUGGGGUCCAUCACCAUGGCGCCCGUGCCUCGCGUCGCCAUCAUCGGCGCGGGCAUCGUCGGCACCAACCUCGCCGACGAGCUCGUCUCGCGCGGCUGGACCGACAUCACCGUCAUCGACCAGGGCCCGCUGGACAUGCCCGGCGGGUCGACAUCUCAUGCCCCCGGCCUGGUGUUCCAGACCAACCCUUCCAAGACCAUGACCCAGUUCGCCCGGUACACGGUGGACAAGCUGCUGGCCCUGCAGGAGGACGGCCAGAGCUGCUUCAACCAGGUAGGCGGCUUGGAGAUCGCGACGACGCCCGCGCGGGUCGAGGAGCUCAAGCGCAAGCACGGCUGGGCCGAGUCCUGGGGCGUGGAAACCCGCCUCCUCAGCACCGACGAGUGUCUCGAGCGGUAUCCUCUCCUGAACAAGGACCUCGUGCUCGGCGGCCUGUUCAUCCCGACCGACGGGCUGGCGUUGGCGGCGCGCGCGGUCCAGCUGCUCAUCACCCGCACCCGCAAGGCUGGCGUGCGGUACUUGGGGUCGACGCAGGUCACCGGCAUCGAGCAGGCGAAUGACCGCGUCACCGGCGUGAUCACUCCCGAGGGCGUCAUCCCCGCCGACAUUGUCGUCUCCUGCGCGGGGUUCUGGGGCGUCGAGGUGGGAGCCAUGGUCGGCCUCUCAAUCCCCCUGCUCCCGCUGGCGCACCAGUACGCGAAGACCACACCCGUGCCAGCCCAAGCAGGGCGCAAUCCCCAGCCAAACGGAGCAGGUCUCCCCAUUUUGCGUUACCAGGACCAGGACCUCUACUACCGUGAACACGGCGAACAGUACGGCAUUGGCUCGUAUGCGCACCGGCCGAUCCCCGUCGUUGCUUCGUCGUUGCCGCUAGCCUCGAAGACUGUCGACGAAAAGAACAUGCCCUCCCGCCUGGAAUUCACCCCGGAAGACUUCAAACCGGCGUGGGACCUCUCCCGGGAGCUCCUGCCUGCCUUGAAGGAGAGCGAGAUCGCGGAUGGCUUCAACGGCAUCUUCUCGUUCACUCCGGACGGAGGGCCCCUUGUCGGACAGUCGCCCACUCUGGACGGCUUCUAUGUGGCAGAGGCGGUGUGGGUGACGCAUUCUGCAGGGGUGGCGCGCGCGGUGGCCGAGAUCCUCACGACGGGGCGAUCCGAGGUUGACCUGGCAGAGUGCGACCUGGGCCGCUUCGAAGAGGUCCAACUCACCCCGGCCUAUGUCAAGGAGACUUCCCAGCAGAAUUUCGUCGAGGUCUACGACAUCAUCCACCCCCUGCAGCCGCGGGAGUCUCCGCGCAACCUGCGAGUCACUCCCUUUUACGCCCGGCAGCGGGAGCUGGGCGCGUAUUUCCUCGAGGCCGGAGCCUGGGAGCGCCCGUUCUGGUACGAGUCCAACGCAAAGCUGAUCGACCAGCUGCCGCCGGAGUGGAAGCCUGUCGAGCGCGACCCCUGGUCCGCCCGCUACUACUCGCCCAUCGCGGCAGUCGAGGCCUGGAAGACGCGCACCGCCGUGGCCAUGUACGACAUGACCCCGUUGCGUCGGCUCGAGGUGGCGGGCCCAGGAGCGGUCGACCUGCUCCAGCGACUGACCACGGGAGAUGUCUCGAAGAAACCUGGCGCGGUCACCUAUACGCUCCUUCUGGACAGCCGUGGCGGGAUCCGAAGCGAUAUCACCGUGGCAAGACUGGCCGAUGACCUCUUUCAAGUAGGUGUCAACGGCCGCGUGGACUUGAUCUACUUCUCUCGAGAGGCGCGGCGGCAGUCGCAGCACGACCCCAGCAGAUGGGCGUACGUGCGCGAAAUCACCGGCGGCACAUGCUGCGUCGGGCUCUGGGGUCCGCGGGCGCGCGACGUGAUCAGCUCGGUCAGCGCCGACGACUUCAGCAACAAGGGGCUGCGCUACUUCCGCGUCAAGAGGGCCAGCAUCGCAGGCAUCCCAGUGGUCGCGAUGCGGCUGUCGUACGUCGGGGAGCUCGGGUGGGAGAUCUACGCCAGCGCCGACAACGGACAGCGGCUCUGGGACGCGCUCUGGGAAGCCGGCCAGGCGCACGGGGUCGUCGCGGCUGGGCGCACGGCGUUCAACGCGCUGCGGCUGGAAAAGGGGUACCGGUCGUGGGGCACCGACAUGACCACCGAGCACGACCCGUUCGAGGCCGGCGUGGACUUUGCCGUCAAGGCCGGCAAGCAGGGCGGCUUCGUGGGCCAGGCGGCGCUCGAGGGCCGCUCCAAGGAGACAGCCUCGCGACACCUGCGCUGCCUCACCGUCGACGACGGCCGGUCCGUGGUCCUGGGCAAGGAACCCGUUUUCCACGACGGGAGGGCCGUCGGCUAUGUCACCAGCGCCGCGUUCGGGUAUACUGUCGGCAAACCCAUCGCGUACGCCUGGCUGCCCAGCUCCGUCGGCGGCGAGGGCACCGCCGUCGAGAUCGAGUACUUCGGCAAGAGAAUCCAGGCCACCGUCACCCCCGAGCCGCUGUAUGACCCGCAGAUGACCCGUCUGCGCGGGUGAAGAGGAUACUCAACUUUCUUAAGCAUGGAACGCUCACUUUGGAACUUGCCCGGCUGGAUGUGGGAAGGAGGAAGAAGGAGUAGGACGAGGUGGUGGUGGUCGAAACGACAUGACCAGCCAGAUUGAAACAGCUCUUGAAAACUCCUUUCCCGCGAUGCUGAAUGGCAGCGUUGGGCUGCGCUGGAGUCGAAGGCAAUCGAUCCCCUUCCAUUCUCUUCCGCCGUCCUUCCCUCUCUUACUCCCUUCAUCGUGGACACUGGCGCAUCGACUUGUGUUUAUUUUGAUCUCUUGGAUUGGCAAAAAGGAAAAGGAACCAGAUUGCAUCGCCCUCCCUCUUUUCUUCAUCCCCAUGACUCGUUAGGCGCACGACUUCAUGAAUUUUAUGUUAUGUCGCUUCAAGAUCCCCUCGGGUGUUUUCUUUUUCAGUACCUCGGCCUAGACUGAGACUGAGGCGUUUGGGCUUUGCGAGGAUGUAUGGCAGGCGAGAUGAGGUGGAGCGUGGUGAGGUGAGGUAAGACGAGACGAGACGAGACAGGAUGGGAUGGAAUGAAGUGAGUAGAGUAUAGGAUUCUAAAAUACAUGCUACCCGCCCACUUUUCCGC
Molecule: messenger RNA, 3284 nt
Organism: Cladophialophora immunda
Lineage: Eukaryota; Fungi; Ascomycota; Eurotiomycetes; Chaetothyriales; Herpotrichiellaceae
Exons: 1
Coding region: 175-2682 (835 amino acids)
Cellular component (GO): mitochondrion
Molecular function (GO): protein binding; oxidoreductase activity
Source: RefSeq, a predicted model, not a curated record